GUGGGCGCACUGGUACUCGACACUCGACACUGGGCACUCGGCACUCCGCUGUACAGGUUCCCAGGAGAUUUCCAAUAGGUUCUCAAGAGGUUCCCGAGAGGUUCCCGAGAGGUUCCCAAGAGACGAAGUCACCCCUGGCGAUGGAAGGUCCGCGCGUUCUUAGGGAGCGAUCAAUCCCUGUGGCGAACUGCGGCCACGGUUCCGCGGCGUGCACCGAUCGCAUCAAACCUCGCACUGUGAAUACGACACAUUAUUAACCGAAUAACGCGAGGCUCGUUCGCGCGCACCAGAGAGAAAAGUUGUGCGGUGCGGUAAAUAUAUCCCUCUAUCGGGCAGAGCGAAACCACGCCUACCGCAGACGUCAAUAGGCAGUGUCGGAGAGAGGAGAUUCCGGGGCCCCGACCGACGCAACGCGUCCUCCACACCUCCGCCCAAAGGAAUUCGACGACCGGCUUCCCAAGCUUACAACCUACUCUACUCUAAAUACUCCACCGUCGAGUCCAUUGUGACGAGCCUCCACGGAAGACUAAAUUCAAGACAAUUAAUUAUUCUUAAGCGUCGAACGUAGAUCCUGCUGUAUACUCCAACAAACCUGGAACGAGACGAAUCCUUUCACAGCAUCAAACAGUUUAAAUCAACCGCCACAGUACAACAGCCCUUCAAGCCCAUCUGGAUGUCUUGAUCACUAAGCGAAAUAUCCAAUUCGUUUCAAAGAUCGAUUUCAUUGUAAAUUAAUUAAGCGCCAACUCGAUUGUUCCCGAAAAAAAUUGCGAAGCGGUUCGUAACAACGUUUAGUCGGAUUAUAUUUUGGUCAAGCUUGAUCGCUCGAAGAAACUGCAAUUUCUUCUAUUAUUUUAACUCGCUUGAGCAUGCCAGUUUGCAGACUGGAUUCUAAUCAUUUCUACAUCAUGUAAUCGUUAAAGCAGCUUUCCAGAGCGGGUCGAGAAAAUGUUUGCGACGGUAAAACUAGCUGCUUCGAGGCUUCGUCUAAAGAGAAAUAUGUAGCCGCCGACUCGGUUAAAUAGGAUUUCGCGUUCCCCGCGGGCCCGUUGCUUGGCGAACCAUGUAGCCCAGUUAUCGGGAAUUACUAAAAGCGUCACGAUAAUGAACAGGACGGAAGUGUUGCGCAGAUAAGGGCACGUGUGCGCGUGCGACACGAUGCUGUAUAUACGCGUCGACGGAAACCUGUAACUCAAUAGCUGGAGACCACUCGAGACACACCUUGUAAAAUUGCUACAAGCGAGAAGACUGCACAAGCCCGAUGCGUUUGAACGAUAAAAUUCAAGAACAAUGAGAUCUAAUGGUAUACGCCGAGGGCAGGAAAAUUCAAAGAAACCAGGCGUGCCAACCGCGGGGGAGGUUUAAAUAGAGUAUUUUCGGAAAAACGAGACGACGAAGUUCGUCGUCCUCUCGGCUGGUACGCUCCUGGGAAGCGUUGUCGGAAACGAUGUUCCAGCUGCGCAUGAGAAGGGCGAAACGCACGCGCUCUUCUGUUCCGUUUACCAUUACACCUUGCAUUUGUUUUUUCGGCAAGAUCAAAUCUGGUUCGGCGGUCGGGUACGACGACGUUGACGGUGUGCGAUCGUCGUCGUGACGCCAUAGAGAUAUCGAUGAUAAGCGGAGUAUCGGGGAGCGACCCUUUGUGGUUUCUUGUGUGGUCGAUCGCCGCGGAUCCACCCUCGAUCGUCUUCCGAUCCAGCCAAAGACAUCUGGAGUGCGGCUCGGUUUUCCGGCGUGCACUUGCGUGUAUUCGCGAGUACUCGCGUGCUCCGCCCGCUGGGUGCAUCGCCGCGACCGGUUUGUCUCUUGUAAACCGAUAUCGCGUCGGUUUCGCGCGGGUGUCGCAGUCGAAACGCGAUAGAUACCAUAAAGCACCGUGUCAGCCGGAACGUGGAACCUAGAGAAGGUUGUCUCCGUACCGAGAACAUUCUUGGUUCCCUUGUUCCUCUAUCCGUGCUAUCGACGAGCUAUCAAAUCGUUGAUAAGCAUUAUCGACGAUCCAGAUCGCGGUGCCCCUUGGUCACGAAAUCAAAUCCGUGUCCCGCGGAUAAUUAUGACUCGUUGUACUAGAUACUCGGUCCCUAUAUCUCGCAUCUUGUGAUCGAAUCAAACUCAUCAAACCGUUCGCCAUCCCGUGGAACCUUGGCGAAUCUGUCCCUCGGGAUCGAUGACCAGGAUUCGCGGUUGCGCGCGAUCCUGCUCGGAAACGCGAACGAAAACGCGGACGAAAACCGCACGUUCGGCUGCUGGUCGUUCAUCGACACAGGGCUCGCUCCACCAUGGACUCAACCAUGCUCCCGAUUAUGGUGUUGUCUCUGUUAAUGGAGUUCGCCGGCGCUGAGAACAUUCUGAUCACCGAGGUGUUCGUGAUCCCCAUCAGACCGGAGACGUUCGAGUGGAGCAACGCCGACGGACGAGCCGAUCAAUUCUCGUAUCAACCUUCUUUGUUGAACGCGCCUGAUCUUCCCUCCUGGAUCCAUUACAGGUACAGCAAGAGGGAUCAUCGGGGAUUUUUGUAUGGAGUCGCGUCCAAGGAUCAGAAAUACUUUCAGUUAGGGAUCGUGGGCCUGAACAAGCAUACGUACGAGACCAGAUACAAGAUCCUGGAUAUGAACGUGCUAGAGAAGGAGAACCUGACCAAGUACGAGGUCCAUCUGAAAAUCGAUAAUUUGAACGUGGAGGAUAUGUUCGAUCGCAACAGGACCGUGGAGCUCCUUGAUAUAUUUAGGAAAAAGCUGUGGAAAGAAGCCACCGAUUUGUACGUAACUUUCCUCGCCUCUGCGAUCGAAUUGGGCGCGCGUCUACCCUUGAAACCCAGCGAAGGCGAAGGGGUGGUGAUGAGGCUGGGCAGCUCGGUGCCGUUCUCGCAGGAGCUGAACGAACUGCAAGAGGAGGUGAAGCCCCUAUGGAGGAAGCUGUCGUCCUGUCCUCGUGAUUUUAAACGCACAAGUGUCGAGAGACUGUUCAGGGAAUCACGAUUCGCUCUGGACUGGUGUUCCUUCAGAUUGGUAGAGCAAGAGCAGCAAAGCCUGCAGCACGAGAGCGCUAGACGAGGACCUAGCAUGAACGUAAUCGGAGCGGACGUCUUCGAGCACUCGGAGUGGCGAUGGGCUAGGUCAACGAAGGCCAGCAUCCCAACUAGAAGUUACUUCAAAGAGAUCGCGACGACAAUCUUUGUGCCUACCGCUCUGCUGCUCGUGCUAGCCGCGUUGCUCAGCACGGUAUUGUGCUUGAACCACGAAAAAAUGGACGAUCCUGAAUCUGAGGAAUACUUCGACCAGUUGUUUAACGUUUGCCUCGGCGAAAGGCGGAGAACAGCCAGAGGGGAGGAGAGGGAAAUCAGAUCCGAAGGAAUUGGCAGCAACAACAUACAAAUGGUCCAGUACGCUGCCACCGAAAGAGGAACUUUGAAGUCUCUCGCAGUCCAACCGUCCAGUCCCAACGACUCUUUGAUGAGAAGCCCUAGGAUCUCCAACGAACGGUGCAACCCGUACAUUCGACCAAAUCCGCCGCCCUACACAGGUCCAAGCAAUUUAACUGGAAUUCGAGCAGAUUUCUGACUACACGAGGAGCCAGCCAAGACGUGGUUUUGUUGAGCGAAAAAGUUAGCUCCGCUAUCUAUCCGCUGCGAAUCGCAAAAUUGUCAAAACUGGCUCCGCAUUGUUCGUUAACACUUCAAGAUUACUAAUCUUUGGUAAUUGAUUAGUUCUGACAACUGUAAAAAACGAUGCUUAACGUUACGUAGUGCUGCAAAUAGCCCUUUUUAUACUAUGACCUGUGUCGAAACAGUGGCGACGGUUAUUACCGUGUAGGUAUAAUGCAACUUAUUCACAACGAAAAUACGUACGUGUUGUUUAGUGGUUUUCUCGAAGGUAUGUAAGGAUGUAGCGUGACGUCUCUGUUCCUUUCUGUAGUUAUUUCUUAAUUACGACAUACCAAAGUACAUACGAAUCGCAGAAAUUACGAAUGCACGUUGAUUAUACGUAAUGAUAGUAUCGACAUAUUUAUGUGCAAUAAUACGCGAUAAACGAUACCUACACAUCUGUAAAUUACAUAAUUGUGUACAAUUACCUAACUUUUAAUAAAUUAAAACAAAUUGUAA
Messenger RNA from Megalopta genalis, 4102 nucleotides. It is a transcript of the gene Scgalpha, whose product is annotated as sarcoglycan alpha. Gene Ontology annotation, cellular component: sarcoglycan complex. Lineage: Eukaryota; Metazoa; Arthropoda; Insecta; Hymenoptera; Halictidae. The record is from RefSeq and is a predicted model, not a curated record.